AUGGAGUCAAAAUUAAACGAAUUGACCGGGAAAUUCAAAGCGCUUAAUCUGACAGUGGGAAGAGUUGACAACCUGUUGAUAGAGCGCGAAAAGGAGAAUUUAAAACGUACCGAGCAAUCUCUUAGGAAGAAAACCAACGCAAUUUAUGAACUAAAGGAAGAGAUUGAAGAACUGAAAUUUACCAACAAAGAGAGUGACAAAGAUGUUCAAUCGUGGGCAACUGAAACAGAGACUAAACUGAUCGAUGCGAAGGAAAAAAUUGAACUUGUGAGACGUAUGUUAUCAGAAAUCGAAAGCGAAGAAACAAUCACCAAGCGAGAAAAAGACGAAGCGAAUAGACGCGAGGCUAUCGACGCAGAGACGGAAAAACAAAUGGCGAUUGAGAAGGCGAGACUAGAACUAGAACGGGUGCAUAAAAAUGAAGAGCGUAAGAAGGAACUGGAACAUCAGGACUUGAUUCUGCAACAACAAAUGAAAUUUUAA
Messenger RNA from Paramuricea clavata, 483 nucleotides. The record is from the annotation of a GenBank genome assembly. NCBI's taxonomy places the organism in Eukaryota, Metazoa, Cnidaria, Anthozoa, Malacalcyonacea, Plexauridae.